Messenger RNA from Kickxella alabastrina, 371 nucleotides. RefSeq lists its product as uncharacterized. The record is from RefSeq and is a predicted model, not a curated record. The coding region runs from base 80 to 307 and encodes 75 amino acids. The transcript has a single exon. Lineage: Eukaryota; Fungi; Kickxellomycota; Kickxellomycetes; Kickxellales; Kickxellaceae.
CUUUCUCACACACAAAAAUAAAAAAAGCCGACAGUUCGUGUAUCACAUUGCCAGUUUAGAUUGUCCUUUAGUGCAACAUAUGAGUGAUUUGCAGCCAACAAAAAUGCAUAUAUUUGCGCGUGUGUGGGAAAUCAGAAAGGGUGCGCUGGGACUUUUUUUAUUUUAUUUCCGCCUGGUCUCCCGUUUUACAAAAAAGAAAAAGUUAAAUCAUUUUUUGGAACAUAUCGGACAAUUUUUUAAUAGCACGGCUACGACCUUUAUAAUGAUUGUGUCCCUAGCUGCGAGAGGUAUCCAGAAUAAAAAAUGAGCGAGAACAAAUAUGUGUAUCUAUUCAAUGCACUUUGAUUUCAUCUCCUUUUUUGAAUAGCAAA